This is a messenger RNA of Durotheca rogersii, 797 nucleotides long. RefSeq names its product ribosomal protein L13 domain-containing protein. Gene Ontology annotation, cellular component: ribosome; cytosolic large ribosomal subunit. Gene Ontology annotation, molecular function: mRNA binding; structural constituent of ribosome. The record is from RefSeq and is a predicted model, not a curated record. Lineage: Eukaryota; Fungi; Ascomycota; Sordariomycetes; Xylariales; Xylariaceae. Gene Ontology annotation, biological process: translation; negative regulation of translation. The coding region runs from base 103 to 711 and encodes 202 amino acids. The transcript has 5 exons.
CAGAGCUAUUUAAUCUUUUCUCCUCCUCUUACUUCCUUGCAUUCGCUUCUGGUCCGCCCGUUCCGCCUCCCACCUCCAGGUUUGUGGUGAUAAUCCGGCAGCAUGUCCUCUUUCGAGUCUGUUGUCGUCAUCGAUGGCAAAGGCCACCUCCUCGGUCGGCUGGCCAGCAUCGUCGCGAAGCAGCUGCUCAACGGCCAGAAGAUCGUGGUCGUCCGCUCCGAGGCCCUCAACAUCUCCGGCGAGUUCUUCCGCUCGAAACUCAAGUACCACGCCUAUCUUCGCAAGAUGACUCGAUACAACCCGACCCGAGGUGGCCCCUUCCACUUCCGCGCCCCCUCGCGAAUCUUCUACAAGGCCAUCCGUGGCAUGAUCCCACACAAGACCUCUCGAGGCGCUGCUGCGCUUAAGCGACUCAAGGUCUUCGAGGGUGUCCCCCCUCCGUACGACAAGCAGAAGAAGAUGGUGGUGCCCCAGGCCCUCCGUGUGCUCCGCCUACAGCCCGGCCGAAAGUACUGCACUGUCGGACGUCUCAGCCACGAGGUUGGCUGGAAGUACCAGGACGUUGUCGAACGGUUGGAGGAACGACGAAAGGCGAAGAGCGCCGCCUACUACGAGCGCAAGAAGCUCGCGCGACGACAACUCUCGGAAGCUAAGAAGAACGCCACGGUCGACAGCAAGACGACCGAGACUCUCAAGUCGUUGGGCUACUAAUCUCGGUUCCUUCUUGAGCAUCUGCAUUUUUCCGACCAUCAACAAAACAAAUACCAACACAAUUCUGUCCUCUCCUCAUAACUUGC